Molecule: messenger RNA, 2796 nt
Organism: Haliotis rubra (blacklip abalone)
Lineage: Eukaryota; Metazoa; Mollusca; Gastropoda; Lepetellida; Haliotidae
Product: mediator of RNA polymerase II transcription subunit 26-like
Biological process (GO): positive regulation of gene expression; regulation of transcription by RNA polymerase II
Cellular component (GO): mediator complex; nucleus; core mediator complex
Molecular function (GO): transcription coregulator activity
Source: RefSeq, a predicted model, not a curated record
UACUUGACGUCAUUGGCAGUCGAGAGUUUCUACCCAGAUGUCAGUGCGUGUUCCGAUCCCGUACAAUGUAUGGACGUCCGCCAUUCUGGUGGCACAGUCUACGAAGCUCUGCUGGCGCAACUCCCCUCACAUAGGAGAUUCUGGCCGGCCCCAUGCAGUUCACUCCUCUUCAGAUAAAAGAGAAACUUCUGAAGGCACUUGAUGAUCAAAAUAAUGUACGUGAUGCGGCGGCAGUGUUGGAGGUCAUCUCCAUACUGGAGCAAUAUCCCAUCACUAGGGAGGCCUUGGAGCAAACAAGAAUUGGAAAGCAUAUUAAUGAACUUAGGAAGAAAACAACAAAUGAGCAGUUGGCAAAGAGGGCCAAGAAGUUGGUGCGCAACUGGCAGAAACUCCUUAACCCAGAUCCUGAUGUUAAACAACCAGUUAAUGGAGAACGGGUAGUGACCCCACCCCAGCAUAGGGGCGUCGCGGCUUUACAGGGGACUGUUCGGCAAGGUGGCAUCUCCUCUCCUGCACUCUCUCACAGUAACUCUAUUGCAGGCAGAAAGUGUAUGUCUCCAGCCCUGGUUGGGGGCAAGCCACUCACACCACAAAUAGCUAAAGGGAGUCCCCUUGCUUGCAGUUCCCCUGCCCUCAGAGGAGGGAAACCUGCCACCCCAACAUUACAGGCCUCUCGUCUCAGUCCAGGCCUAAAAAGCACUCCCUCCAGUGGCAAACCAUCCACUCCCUCCCUACAUUCUGCUCGCAGUAGCCCAGGACUGAUGGGAAGGACAUCUCAAGCUUUAAGUGGUGGGAGAUCUACUACACCCACCCUCUCCCACCUUACCCAAGGGUCCCGAGCAUCUCCAGUACUUGGCAACAACUCCCGCAGCAACAGCCCAGCACUCAAGCAUGCCUCUGUAGACUCUCCACACUCUGGCCUCAACCCCAAGAACACCAAUAGUCCAAAGACCCGUUCACCAAAACCAGAACGUUCGUCAGCUUCAUUGGGAGGCCGUCCAGCAACCCCAAGUAGUCGUGCUCAUACUCCUUGCUUUGGUUCUCGCCCUGUGACGCCAGUAAUAACGAGGACUCUAACUCGAAGUUGGCCCAACACACCAUUGUCAGGAGGGCCCUAUGAUCAUGAGAAGAAUAAUUCAAAUUCUAAAUUCAAGGGUAAAGGAAAGAGUGAAUCGGACAAGGACAGUUCAGAAGUGUUCCCACGUAAAUCAAAUCAUUCCACUGAGUUUUCAGUUUCGAAUUCUAGUGAUAAAGGCUCAAGAAAGGAUCAAAGUGACAUUUCAAAAACUAAUGUUGCAAAUAGAAAAAGGACACGAACCAAAAGCCCUGACAGUGUGCCUAAGAAACAGCCCAAAACUGACAAUUCAAGUCUUUCAAAAGAUCAGAGGGAUCCUACAAUAAAUGGGGUUGUAGGCUUUCAUAAACAUCACAAGGGCGAUAAAGUGGACCCUAAUAGAUCAAAUAGUGCUACAUCGUUAACUUAUUCCAAGGGCUGCAUGGAGUUGUCACCUGUGUCCCCAGUUGAUAAGACUGAUACAUCUCGUCAUCAUAUAUCAAAGAAACAUUUAAAUUCAAAAUCUGACUCUGCAAAGGCUUCAAAAACCCCAAAGGUCAAAACCACUGCUGAGCUGAUUGCUGAGCUUCAAAAACGACCUGGUAGUACCAGUUAUGGUAAUGAUAUCAUGAAUAAACUUAACAGCAAUCAGAUAGAGAAAGAAGUGGAUGCACCUCGCUCUGUGUUGCCACCUGGUGUAAAACGACCAAAGAAACGCAUCAGUAUGAGUAGUGAGAACUUGGCCCUUCUGGGGACUCCGUCAUCAAUGUCACUCAGCCAGACAAAGAAUGAGAUGGUUCAAAAAUUUCUUCAAUCCUCAGUCAACCAGUCAUCUGAUCGACUCAGUCCAUAUAAAGAUGAUAGUUUGAAUAAGUAUGAAUCUCCAGUGAAUUCCUCGCAUUCAUUUGGAGAAGCCCACAAUGAUAGCUUGGGUGACUCCAUUAGUGUUGAUGAAGAUAAUCAUGCACGUUACUCGAACAGCGAGGUUAAAACUGAAAAUGGUAUUGAAGCCAAAAUGGCAGAGAAGCAAUUAAGUGUUGAAGAAAUACUGAGACUGUUACCUCCUCUUGAUGCAGAGAGCAUUGAUUGGGACAGUCAUGAAUAUUCAUUAAGUGAAGCCACAGCAGGAAAUGAAAGUGAAGUGGAACGUUUGCACUCAAAGGAGUGGGACAAUGUGAAUGGAUGUUAUGAUGUGGAUAUGGUGUGGCAUGAUUGGUCACAGACUUUGUCUCGAUCAGCAUAUGAUGGUACUUUAUUGCACAUCUUGCCCUAUGUCAAUAUAGAUGACUGAUUAUGUAACAGUGCUGCCUUUAUAUACCCUCAGCUCUUAUAAUUGAAACUUGUUGACUUUAUUGUACUUGUUUGUGUGGAUUGUCUGCCAAAGUCAUGCAUAUCAGUUUAGGAUGAUUGUCUGUUAAUCUGCAUCUGUAUCUGCAGGUUCUCAUUUUGGUACAUCCAUGGACAAAAAUAACCUUCCCUUUUGCAUUCCAUGUUGUUUCAAGGGAAGACAAUGCAUGAUGCGAGUCACAUCCAAACAGUAUCAGUUCUGUUUGCAGCCAUCUAAUUUGUUUUCAAAUGUGUGACAACUGUUAUAAGCUAUGUAAGAAUAUGGUCAUGAUGAUUUGCAGAUGAGAACUCAGAAUUGUCACAGGUAUGAAAACAGAUCCUUUGUUCCUAUAUUAUAGAAUUAAGGUACACAAUCUUAUUAAUGUAAUUUAUUUGAUUGUAAAUAAUGCAAUCUU